Molecule: messenger RNA, 1392 nt
Organism: Electrophorus electricus (electric eel)
Lineage: Eukaryota; Metazoa; Chordata; Actinopteri; Gymnotiformes; Gymnotidae
Product: tetraspanin-8
Cellular component (GO): plasma membrane
Source: RefSeq, a predicted model, not a curated record
CGGCAUAUGAAAUGCGCAAACAAGCGGCAUAACUCACUUCCUACUUUCUUUUCGUUGCUUUUCUUCGGUUUUCCCAAGGAAGCAAUACGUGGAAAAUGGCAAAAAUCAACCCGUGUUUCAAGAAAACUUUUGUUGUCUUCAAUGUCCUUUUUGCUGUGUUUGGCUUGGUUAUCUUGGCAGUGGCUGGCCUGGUUCAUCUCUUCUUGGAAGAGUUUGAUGAGAAGUGGAGCGUAGUGCUCAGCCUGUAUGUGACAGGAGGGGUCACCUUCAUCAUCGCUACGCUGGGCGCUUAUGGCGCUCACACGGAGAAUAAAGGUCUUCUGAUCGCAUUUUUCACUUUGAUGUGUACUGGAACUGUCAUUCUCUUCCGGGUAGCGGUUCCAGUAGCCAUCUUCCGCUCGGAGAUGAUCUUAACUAUGAAGACCGAAAUGAACCACUUGGUGCCACUGGACCGCACCAGGCCAAAUGUUCAGCACAUGCUUGUCAUGUUUCAGAAGACGUUCCAGUGCUGUGGAUUCUUUAAUGGCUACCAGGACUGGGGAGAGGAAGUUCCUGACUCAUGCGACUGUGUUUCCACAUAUGUCCACCCCGAUGAGUGUCAGCAGAUGACCUCUGUCUCUGCAUACAAGAGGAUAUUUCAACUCUCGAACAAAAGCAGGAUGGUCUACAAAGAGCCAUGUGGCCCCGUGCUGAUGCAAUACUUGGACAAGAUCUAUAGUAGCAUCCUGGGAGUGCUGUUUGGCCUGGCGGCUUUGGCUUUGUUGGGAACGGUGAUGUCACUUGCGAUGAUCAUCCGUGUUAGCGCUACUGGACACAGCCCUCUGCCCACCUUUGGCGUCAGCUACAUACCACCAAAAUACUCAGUGCUCGAGAAGAAUAUCAAGUAGAUCCAGAGAAGCACUGUGCGCUUGAACUUGGAGGGAGUCUAAAGAAUCCCAGUGUGCAGCAUGAAGCGUGCAGGAUGGUUCUCCAGAUGUGGCUUGGGUGUAUUGUGAUGGGGCAUUUGGUCUCGCUCCAGAGCGCAUUUCUGCCCACUAAAAGGGACGGAUCUGCUUGUAACUGCUUUUGAUGCAUUUUCAUUUAUAUUCUUAAACUUGAUCAAGCAUUAUUGUAGAUCAGGUGUUUUUUAUGUGUGUUGGAAAGUAAUAAAUUGCACUUUUUCUAGUUUUUGCUUCUUUCUACCUGUGAGUGACCUGUGAGGGUUAGGGUUAGUGUUAUAGGGUCAGUUAUAGGGUCAGGGUUUAUCUUAUGAUAAACUCAGAUUAAUCAUGGUCACAGUGUAAACAACACAAGAUAAUAUAAGAAUGUAUUUUGGGGCACAAACGUUUGUAAUUGUAAGAUGGCAUGUAUAAAGUUGAGCAAUUAAUGCAAUAAAUUCUACUAUAAACCUUA